Molecule: messenger RNA, 396 nt
Organism: Vitis riparia (riverbank grape)
Lineage: Eukaryota; Viridiplantae; Streptophyta; Magnoliopsida; Vitales; Vitaceae
Product: phosphoribosylaminoimidazole carboxylase, chloroplastic-like
Exons: 5
Coding region: 1-396 (131 amino acids)
Biological process (GO): 'de novo' IMP biosynthetic process
Source: RefSeq, a predicted model, not a curated record
AUGACAUGCACCGGCGGUCAAUGGGCAAAAAUGAACCAUCUCGGGAGCGAGGCGUACGUUCAGAUUGUCAUUGCUGGUGCUGGUGGUGCAGCCCAUUUGCCAGGUAUGGUAGCUGCAUCGACUCCAUUACUAGUUAUUGGUGUGCCCGUGCGUGCCGCUGCAUUAGGUAUCAGACUUGACUCCCUCUUAUCGAUUGUGCAGAUGCCAAGGGGUGUUCCUGUUGCUACAGUGGCUAUAAACAAUGCCACAAAUGCUAGUUUGCUGGCAGUAAGAAUGUUGGGGGUUGGUGAUCCUGACCUACAGGUGAGGUUGGCACAGGAAGACACAAAGGAUGAUGUCUUAGUAAAAGCCGAGAAGCUAGAGAAAGAUGGCUGGGAGUCCUAUUUGAAUCCUUAG